Messenger RNA from Anguilla anguilla (European eel), 11731 nucleotides. It is a transcript of the gene abca2, whose product is annotated as ATP-binding cassette, sub-family A (ABC1), member 2. The record is from RefSeq and is a predicted model, not a curated record. The coding region runs from base 808 to 8394 and encodes 2528 amino acids. Gene Ontology annotation, biological process: transmembrane transport; lipid transport. Gene Ontology annotation, molecular function: ABC-type transporter activity; ATP binding; lipid carrier activity. Lineage: Eukaryota; Metazoa; Chordata; Actinopteri; Anguilliformes; Anguillidae. Gene Ontology annotation, cellular component: membrane; intracellular membrane-bounded organelle. The transcript has 50 exons.
GGGUGAUGGGAGUACAGGGGAAGCUUGCGUAUUCCGAGCAGAAGCUGAUAGAAACAGUUUCACGGAACGAAUCGUCAUCUGUGCGACGAGAACCGUCAGAUGGCAGUUUUAUUAUGGUAGAGUAGCUAGGCUAGACAUCAGCACCCAGCGACGCAAAAUUUGGAAUUUAGGCUAAACAUCGACCUGCCUUAUCGCUAGUUUUUGUUUGGCGUCGGCGUCGCAUUGUGAGAGGCUACAAUUUCGCUUUAGUUUGUGUAGGCUAUAGGCUAUUGGCCGUGAUCUGACUCAUAAAUUUUAGUGCUAUAGUCUGUAUGUUUUGUGCUGGGAAUCUAUAUAACUAUAUGUGCUCAUUUAAUUCUGAAACGUUUAGACUACUUAUUUCAGUGGGCACCAAAUGCCGGAAUUACACACAACAGUAAAAUUCCUCCUUGUCUCCGCCCACACAACUGCACGACACCUUGAGUUCUAUCCUCCGGUUGAUUUGAACGAUUUCUAGCAGCGUUUGUACCAUUUCCGUGAGCGCUAUUUAAAGCGAUUAGCCAGACCUGGUGCAUGUAAACCAUUUUACAGUACAUAUGCAGAUAAACACAGUCGUUUAGUAUGGCAACAGUCUCGUUUAAAAAUAGCGAAUCUUCGUUUUAAGAGAGAGGUAGGCUGUUGUAUUUUACUAGGUGGAGGAUGUAAAUAUGCCUUUUGGAAGGCUAAUUCAGUGCGCAAUAGUUCUCACUCUAUUAAUAGAAAUGCGUGAACUGUAAAGACAGAAAAAUCAUAAUUUGACUAAAUCGGGGGCAACACACGUUAGCGAAAAUGGGAUUCCUUCAUCAGCUCCAUCUUCUCUUGUGGAAAAAUGUUUCAUUGAAGCGAAGAGGACCGUGGGUGCUGGCUUUUGAAAUCUUCAUCCCCCUAGUUCUCUUCUUCAUUCUGCUUGGCCUGCGGCAGAAGAAACCGGCCAUCCCGGUGAAAGAAGUCUCGUUCUACAGCUCAGCCCCCCUCACCUCAGCGGGGCUCAUUCCCAUCAUGCAGUCGCUGUGUCCCGACGGCCAGCGGGACGAGUUUGGCUUCCUGCAGUACAAGAACUCAACAGUGACUCAGCUCCUGGAGCGAAUCAGUGAGGUGGUAGAGCAGAACCAUCUCUUCACCUCCGAGCGGCCGGGCCUGGGGGAGGAGCUGGAGUCCCUGCAGCGUCACCUGGAGAGUCUGAGCUCCGCCCCCGGGCCGCUGGACACCCACUUUAACAGCAGCCUCGGUUUCACUGUUGGAAGCGUGCUGAAGAAUCAAUCAGUGUUUCAGCAGUUCCUGGUCAGGAACCUCUCUCUAUCCAAUGACACAGCCAGCCUCCUGCUCUCUUCUCCUGUCAAUCUCAAAGAGGUGUACAGCCUCAUUUUUGGCUCCUAUCCGGGGCUGGGAGGGAACACCGGGCAAGCCGGGGGGGCGCAGGACGGUUAUGACCCCAGGGAGAAGAUUCGGCAUCUGGAGGAACAGCUGCUGGGGGGCUGGCGCAGUCUGGAGGGGGGUCUGAUCCACAAGGCGCUGAAGGACCCAGCCAAAGGGGCUCACGGGCAGGCCCUGUUCAGACUCAUGUCCCAGGCCCUGGGCCUCGCCACUGGGGAGGGGGACCAGAGCUACGACCCCCAGGGACUGCACGAGAUGGAGGGGAUCCUGUUGACUGGUGCCAUGCUGGAGUUGCUCACCUGUGGGGAAGGCGGGAACGCUGAGCUGAGCAACAUCCUAUUGGUGCCUGAGAAGCAGCAGUCGCUGCUGCAGGCCUAUCGCAGUGCGGUUUGCGGCGGUGGGGAGGGGCAGCGGGCUGAGCGGUUUGGCGAGAUGAGCCAAGAACUGAGAGACCAGAUAGACACUCAGACCAUCAUUGAGAAGCUGCGUCUGGAGCAGGUCAACUCCUCGGUCCUGCCCCCCCAGUCCCACCUGGGCGCCCUGCUGAAGGACCUGGCCGACGUGGAGAGGCUGCUCCGGGACGUGGACCUGCUCUCGGGCCUGGCCCGCCUGCUGCCCAAAGGGGCCUGCGCCGGGCACCAGGCCCCGCCCCCCGCCAACGCCACCGCCCUGAGCCCCAACGCCACGACCUGGGGCCCCAACGCCACCGACGUGCCCGGCGGGGAGAGCGACGAGGGCCCGGCCGAGCCGGAAGGGGAGAACCCGCGCUCUCAGUUCUCGGCUUUCGUGCAGCUGUGGGCGGGGCUUCAGCCCAUUCUGUGCGGCAACAACAGAAUCAUUGAGCCAGAGGCUCUGAAACAGGGCAACAUGAGUUCUUUGGGCUUCACCAGCAAGGAGCAGCGGAACCUGGGCCUACUGGUGCAUCUGAUGACUACAAAUCCCAAGAUCCUCUACUCUCCCAUUGGCUCGGAAGUUGACAAGGUUAUUCAGAAGGCCAACGAGACGUUUGCCUUCGUGGGGAAUGUGACGCACUACGCCCGCGUGUGGCUCAACAUUUCUGCCGAGCUUCGGGCGUUCCUGGAAGAGGGAAAGCUGCACAACCACAUGGCAUGGCUGCAGCAGUUGACAUCUGAUCUGCGCAGACACCCGGAGCUGCUGAAUGCCUCUGACAGCGAGCUGAUACGCAGUCUGUUGGAGGGGAACUUCACCCUGCCUAACGCUACCACUCUGCUUGAGCAGCUGGACACCAUCGACAAUGCCGCCUGCGGCUGGACGCACUUCAUGUCCAAGGUCAGCGUGGACAUCUUUAAGGGCUUCCCUGACGAGGAGAGCAUUGUGAAUUACACACUCAACCAGGCCUACCAAGACAAUGUGUCUGUGUUUGCCAGUGUGAUAUUUCAGACCAACAAGGACGGCUCCCUGCCCCCCCACGUCCUCUACAAGAUCAGACAGAACUCGAGCUUCACAGAGAAGACCAAUGAGAUCCGCCGGGCCUACUGGCGCCCCGGGCCCAACACCGGGGGGAAGUUCUACUUCCUGUACGGCUUUGUGUGGAUCCAAGAUAUGAUGGAGAGGGCCAUCAUCAACACGUUUGUGGGCCACGACGUGGUGGAGCCGGGAAACUACGUUCAGAUGUUCCCCUACCCCUGUUACACGAGAGACGACUUCCUGUUUGUCAUAGAGCACAUGAUGCCGCUCUGUAUGGUCAUAUCCUGGGUCUACUCUGUGGCCAUGAUGAUUCAACACAUUGUGGCUGAGAAGGAACACCGCCUCAAAGAGGUGAUGAAGAUGAUGGGGCUGAACAACGCGGUCCACUGGGUGGCGUGGUUCAUCACGGGGUUCGUCCAGCUGUCGAUCUCUGUGACCGCGCUGACCGCCAUCCUCAAGUACGGCAAGGUGCUGCUUCACAGCGACCCCUUCAUCAUCUGGCUCUUCCUCACAGUCUACGCCAUCGCCACCAUCAUGUUCUGCUUCCUGGUGUCGGUGAUCUACUCCAAGGCCAAGCUGGCCUCUGCCUGCGGAGGCAUCAUCUACUUCCUGAGCUACGUGCCCUACAUGUACGUGGCCAUCCGGGAGGAGGUGGCCCACGACAAGAUCACCGCCUUUGAGAAGUGCAUCGCGUCACUCAUGUCUACCACCGCCUUUGGUCUGGGCUCCAAGUACUUUGCUCUCUAUGAGGUGGCUGGAGUGGGCAUCCAGUGGCGCACCAUCAACCAGUCACCAGUAGAGGGCGACGAUUUCAAUCUGCUGCUGUCCAUGGUGAUGCUGAUAAUCGAUGCCAGCGUUUAUGGAGUGCUCACUUGGUACAUCGAGGCAGUGCAUCCAGGAAUGUACGGUUUGCCUCGGCCCUGGUACUUCCCGCUGCAGAAAUCCUAUUGGCUGGGGAGUGGGCGCGUGGAGACAUGGGAGUGGCCCUGGGGCGGAGGGGCCAGGCUCAGCGUGAUGGAGGAGGACCAGGCCUGCGCUAUGGAGCACCGCCGUUCGGUGGUCAGUAGAGCGACUCCUCAUCUCUGUCUCCCCCCAGAGGAGACGCGUGGCAUUGAAGAGGAGCCCAGCCACCUGCCGUUAGUGGUGUGCAUCGACAAGCUAACCAAGGUCUACAAGACCGGCAGCAAGCUGGCUCUGAACAAACUGAGCCUCAAUCUGCACGAGAACCAGGUCGUCUCUUUCCUCGGACACAACGGCGCCGGGAAGACUACCACCAUGUCGAUACUGACUGGCCUGUUCCCGCCCACCUCCGGCUCCGCCACCAUUUAUGGGCACGACAUCCGCACGGAGAUGGAGCGCAUCCGGCAGAACCUGGGCAUGUGCCCGCAGCACAACGUCCUGUUCGACAAGCUGACCGUGGAGGAGCACCUGUGGUUCUACUCGCGGCUCAAGGGCAUGGCCGAAGACGACAUCCGCAAGGAGAUGGACAAGAUGAUCGAGGACCUGGAGCUGUCCAACAAGCGCCACUGCCUGGUGCAGACUCUGUCCGGGGGGAUGAAGAGGAAGCUGUCGGUGGCCAUCGCUUUCGUGGGGGGGUCCCGCGCAGUCAUCCUGGACGAGCCCACGGCCGGGGUCGACCCCUACGCCCGCCGGGCCAUCUGGGACCUCAUCCUCAAAUACAAGCAAGGCCGCACCAUCCUGUUGUCCACGCACCACAUGGACGAGGCGGACCUCCUGGGCGACCGCAUCGCCGUCAUCUCCCACGGCAAGCUCAAGUGCUGCGGCUCGCCGCUCUUCCUCAAGUCCACCUACGGCGACGGCUACAAGCUCACGCUGGUCAAGAAGCAGAGCGACUCCCACGGCAACGACCCGGGCAACCAGCCCCCCCCCUCGGUGUCCCCGUCCUCGCCCCCGGCCCCGCCCUCCUCCCUGUCGCCCUGCUCUGAGGCCCACGUUACCCAGUUCAUCCGGCAGUACGUGGCCUCCUGCAUGCUGGUGUCCGACACCAACACCGAGCUGUCCUACGUGCUGCCCUCCGAGGCGGUGAAGAAGGGCUGCUUCGAAAGGCUCUUCCAGGCCCUGGAGCGGAGCCUGGACAGCCUGGCCCUCACCAGCUUUGGGGUGAUGGACACCACGCUGGAGGAGGUCUUCCUCAAAGUGUCCGAGGAGGACCAGUCUCUGGAGAACAGCGAUGCUGACAUGAAAGAUUCGCCUGGUUCCUCUGUGGGGAAGCCCGCUUCCUGUCCGGCGGGGACGCAGUGCGAGGCGCAGCCACAAGGGGGUGUGAUGAGACCGGAGGUGGAGCUCAGUAACCUGGUCAUGUGCUCCCGGCUCAGCCAGAGCCAGGGGUCCCUGCGCUCCGGCUCCUCUCUUGGCUCCGUACGGGGGGACGAGGGGGGGCUCUACGCUGACUUCUACGGAGACUACUGCCCCCUCUUCGACAACGGCCAGGACCCCGACUCAGCCAGCCUGCAGGCUGAUACCGAGGACCCCUCUCCGGACACGGUUGUGUUGGAGGGCCAGGGCAGCUUCGAGCUGGAGGGCUGGUGGCUCCGCCUACGGCAGUUCCACGGCCUCAUCGUCAAGAGGUUCCACUGCGCCAAGAGGAACACCAAGGGCCUGUUCUCCCAGAUCCUGCUGCCCGCCUUCUUCGUCUGCGUCGCCAUGACCGUCGCCCUUUCCGUGCCCGAGAUCGGAGACUUGCCGCCCCUGAUCCUGUCGCCCUCCCAGUACCAUAACUACACCCAACCCCGAGGAAACUUCAUCCCCUACGCCAACGAGGACCGGGCGCAGUACAGGAGCAAGCUGUCCCCGGACGCCAGCCCGCAGAAGAUCGUCAACACCCUGCGACUGCCCUCGGGCGUGGGCGCCACCUGCGUCCUGAAGACGCCCUUCAACAGCACGCUGGACCAGCUGGCCCAGACCCUCAACCCCAGCGCCAACGACUCCAAGACGCUGGCCGCCCGCUACUUCGACUCCAUGUGCCUGGACUCCUUCACCCAGGGCGUGCCCCUGUCCAACUUCGUGCCCCCUCCCCCGUCGCCGGCCCCCUCCGACGACCCCGACCCGGGGUUCGAGGACGGGACGUGGAACUACACCGCCGGCCCCUCCACCACCGUGCGGGAGAUGGUGACGUCGGCCCCCGCGCUGCCCCUGUCCAUCCACGAGCCGGUCCGCUGCAUCUGCUCCAUGCAGGGCACGGGGUUCUCCUGCCCCAGCGGGGUGGGGGGGCGGCCCCCCCUCAUGAAGGUGGUCACGGGGGACAUCCUGGUGGACGUCACGGGCCGCAACGUGUCCGAGUACCUGCUGUACACCUCCGACCGGGUGCGGCUGCACAGGUACGGUGGGCUGACGGUGGGGAACAUCCAGAAAUCCAUCCCAGCGUCCUUUGGCAGGAAGACUCCGCCCAUGGUCCGCAAAAUUGCGGUGCGGCGAUCGGCACAGGUGCUGUACAAUAACAAAGGCUACCACAGCAUGCCCACCUAUCUGAAUGUUCUCAACAAUGCUAUUCUGCGUGCCAACCUGCCCGCGGGAAAGGGCAACCCUGCUGCAUACGGGAUCACAGUGACCAAUCACCCCAUGAACAGGACGAGUGCCAGCCUUUCACUGGACUAUCUGCUGCAGGGGACGGACGUGGUGAUCGCCAUAUUCAUCAUCGUGGCCAUGUCCUUUGUGCCGGCCAGCUUUGUGGUCUUCCUGGUGGCGGAGAAAUCCACCAAGGCCAAGCACCUGCAGUUCGUCAGCGGCUGUGACCCUGUCAUCUACUGGCUGGCCAAUUACAUCUGGGACAUGCUGAAUUACCUGGUGCCGGCCACCUGCUGCGUUCUCAUCCUGUUCGUGUUCGACCUGCCCGCCUACACCUCCCCCACCAACUUCCCCGCAGUCCUCUCGCUCUUCCUCCUGUACGGCUGGUCAAUUACACCAAUCAUGUACCCGGCCUCCUUCUGGUUCGAGGUGCCCAGCACGGCCUACGUCUUCCUCAUCGUCAUCAACCUCUUCAUCGGCAUCACCGCCACGGUGGCCACCUUCCUGCUGCAGCUCUUCGAGCACGACAAGGACUUGAAGCUUGUGAACAGCUAUCUCAAGUCCUGUUUCCUCAUCUUCCCCAACUACAACCUGGGACACGGUCUGAUGGAAAUGGCCUACAACGAAUACAUCAACGAGUACUACGCCAAGAUAGGUCAGUUUGACAAGAUGAAGUCACCAUUUGAGUGGGACAUCGUCACCCGGGGGCUGGUUGCCAUGACAAUUGAAGGCUUUGUGGGCUUCUUCAUCACCAUCAUGUGCCAGUACAACUUCUUGAGGAAACCACAGAGGAUCCCUGUGAGCAGCCAGCCCGUGGAGGACGACGACAUGGACGUGGCCCGAGAGAGACGGCGGGUGCUCAGGGGGGACGCCGACAACGACAUGCUGAAGAUCGAGAACCUAACCAAGGUGUACAAGUCGCGGAAGAUGGGGCGCAUCCUGGCUGUGGACCGCCUGUGUUUGGGGGUGCGUCCGGGGGAGUGCUUCGGCCUGCUGGGGGUGAACGGAGCAGGGAAGACCACCACGUUUAAGAUGCUGACCGGAGACGUGAGCACCACGGGGGGAGAGGCUUUCAUCGGGGGACACAGUAUACUGCGGGAGCUGUUACGGGUGCAGCAGAGCAUCGGGUACUGCCCCCAGUUUGACGCCCUGUUCGAGGACCUCACGGCCAGGGAGCACCUGGAGCUCUAUACCCGGCUCAGGGGUAUCCCCUGGAAGGACGAGGAGCGGGUUGUGCAGUGGGCUCUAGAGAAGCUGGAGCUGUCCAAGUAUGCGGACAAACCAGCAGGGACCUACAGCGGGGGAAACAAGCGCAAACUCUCCACUGCCAUCGCUCUCAUUGGAUACCCCUCCCUCAUCUUUCUGGAUGAGCCCACCACGGGUAUGGACCCCAAGGCCCGCCGUUUCCUGUGGAACCUUAUCCUCGACAUCAUCAAGACGGGACGCUCCGUGGUGCUGACGUCACACAGCAUGGAGGAGUGUGAGGCUCUCUGCACGAGGCUGGGCAUCAUGGUGAACGGGAGGUUCAAGUGCCUGGGCAGCAUUCAGCACCUGAAGAACAGGUUUGGGGAUGGCUACAUGAUCACGGUGCGGACCAAGACCAGCGGCAGCGUGAAGGAGGUGGUGAGAUUCUUCAACAGGAACUUCCCGGAGGCCAUUUUGAAGGAGCGGCACCACACUAAGGUACAAUACCAGCUCAAGUCGGAGCGCAUUUCCCUGGCUCAGGUCUUCAGCAAGAUGGAGCAGGUGGUGGAAGUGCUGGGCAUCGAAGACUACUCUGUCAGUCAGACCACACUGGACAACGUAUUUGUGAAUUUUGCCAAAAAGCAAAGCGAUAACCUGGAGCAGCAACAGAGUUCUCCCUCUGGUGGUGGCCAGUCGCCACUGCAGCGCAUACUGAGCAUGCUCAGACCCCGGCCCGCCAACACCGAGCUGAACGCCCUUGUUAGCGAGGAGCCAGAGGAGCUCGAGAGCGACGAUGAUGAAGGACUGAUCAGUUUUGAAGAAGAAAGGGUGCAGCUGUCUUUCAACACAGACACUCUCUGUUGAACUAUGGCCACCGGCAGACAAAAGAGAGAGAGAGAGAGAAGGCGGCCCACUGCACAGGGAUCUGUUUGACUCCUGAACGAGAGAGGGAAGAUUUCGGGGCGUGAGCCAGAGGACAAACGAGGGUUUCUUUCGGGCCAGGAGGGGAGUCCCGCUGUCUGUGUGCAAAGAGUGGCGCGCUGCUUCCCUGCGAGACGUCAAAAACCUUUGGAGAGAGACAGGUGGCAUUCGCUGGACAGCCCCAGUCAGAAUGAAAGAUACGCUGGAGAGAAGGGGACAGGGGGAGGAAGGGCGUCCGAAUUCAGCCCCUCUCUAACCCACCUCCCACCCCCCUUCCCAUCCACACGUGUAGGGGGGGGAACCGUAAAAUGGGAGCGCCCUAGCUCUGGUUAUUUUCUGCUCCUGCAAGAAUGCUAAGAAUUUUUAACGGGAUGUUUAGAAUCUGCGUUCGACUUUUGAAUUUUGUUUGAAGGAUGGUUGGAAUGUACAAAGAGGAUUGUGUUAAAAGGAAUUUUUCAGGGGUUAGUUGUCAAAGGAAAUGUUGGGUUUUAUUAUUAUUAUUAUUAUUAUUAUUAUUAUUAUUAUCAUCAAUGACCACUGAUGUGACAGAAUAACAUAUCAUUCUCCUUAAGGUCAGACCACGAUAGGCUCAGCCUGUUAAUAUCAAUGAAUGUAAAUUUAUGUAAAGAGAGGUAUUAUUAGUUUUCCAACCAGUUUUAGGCCCCAUUUUGCCUGCGUUACCAGUCCCAACCCCCUUUUGAGUUCACUUCGAUUGAAAAUGAUUCUUGCCUUGUAAGCAUGCUUUGAACUCACUUGGAGAGAUGAGUCAAAAUCGGUGCAGUGUAUCUUUCUGUGGCGAGAAAAGUGAUCUAUUUUUGUCUAAGGAAACGUCUUUUGUUGGAUGUCAGUUUAUUUAAUAAAAUACAGAUUUUUUUAGUGGUAAUGUACGUGUGCACCUUAUGAAUUGGAAAGUUUUGGCAUGCUGGUUUGAAAUUGCGAGUCUUUUAUUAUUAUGUUUAAUUUUUUCUAUGGGUCCUUGGCCUUUUGCUGUCUAUAAUUUGAAAACUGAUCUAGUUGUAAAAAGGAAACCUUGUUUCUAAGGUCCAUUGGCUUGCCAGUGGUGGAGUGGAAAUGACAAGUAUAUUGGUACUGCAACAACACAGCCCCUUAAACGUAAGCUCCCCAUUAGCAGUUUAUAUAGUGCAGUGAUGCUUGUCUUCCUGCAACCAGCAACUAAUCCAGAUUCAUCUGGCCUAACCUUCAUAUAAACUAACACUCAUCCACAGUCAAUGGUUUGAGGCAGAGAUGAUACACACUUAGGAUGAAUCCUUUAUUUUUUUCUUUGAAUAAAUCGAGCCAUUGUCUUCUUUAUUUUCUUGUGCCCUCUUAAAUCUGCAGUGAUGUAGUUUCGGUUGAUGAAAUCUCAUGUGGAUCCAAUAUAUUUUAAAGGCACUUUACAGGUUACUUAAAAAAAAAAUGAUGUUACUAUAUGGCCGUGGGUUGCAUUACAAUACAGUAGAUGUUUAAAGUCUCUUAAACACACUCCUCCAUGCUGCAGAGAGAGGCCACAGCCCACAUCACAACAGUCCGACAAAUUAGGGCAACACACGGCCACACCCAAACUGUCAGCCACAUUUUAAAGAGUAUUCUGUGGUACAUCACUGUGAAUCUCUAAGUGAGCAGUGGUUCCCAUCUGAUCUUCUGGCCCUGUGCAUUACUGAAGCCCUGUAGAGCCACACAUGCAGAACAGCAGGGAUAUCACACGGGGCCCCUUCUCAAAUACUGAAAUACACACACGCUAACAGGAAAAAUGGAGGAGAAGCACUCAGCUAAAUUGCAGUGCAUUUGUAUCCUUGCCAAGGGUCUGAAUCUUGGAAAUUUGCACUCAGCCUUUAUAAAAUUUACUGUUUUUUUUUUUAAUUGCCUUGAUAUUUCAGAGUGGUGGAGUUUUUAUGGUUAAUUCUCAAAAGUUUACACAAGCACACUUUUGGAGUAAUGAGAGUCCUUUAAAAUCCCUCCCCCUACAUGAGGUAAAACAUAACAUUUUCACCCUCCAUUGUUCUACAUGCAAUACCAGUAUACAGGAAGUUGCCCACAUAUUGAGAACCAAUAGUUAACCCGAGAUUCCGUCCAUGUUAAACACUCCCCUCCACUCCCCGGUUACAGUACAACACCUCUUGUGUUGUUUUCUGCCUUUUGCUUUUGGUUGAUAAUUGUUUUUUCCUCCUUUGUUUUUGUUAUAUAAGAGGGAGUGAAAGACUGUGACGUUGAAUGUGCAUUGCAUUUUCCUCAAAGGAUGGGGGAUGCACAGGAUGGAGUUUUCUUUGUAUAGAGGGGCAAAAUAUGUGCUGGAGAGGUGAAAACCUGAACAAAUUCGCAUUCUCUUAUUCCUAAAAACAAAAUCGAUGUGUAAUGACCAAAGGGAAGUUGUGUUCAUUCUUGAAAUGAAUGACAAAAACUGUAUGCUUGAAUGUUUUUACAAAAACUUGGCAGAAGGUUUGAUUAACUUUAAGAAAAUCGUCACAGUUUUGUUUUCCUCUGUCAAAUUGUCAAAUAUUUGUGUUGUCGUUGUGAAUAAUUUUGAAAAGAUAACAGUAAUGGUGGUUUCCUCGGACUGAACCCUACUUGGACAUUAACCUUUGAAACUUUCUCAGUUACUCAUGACCGUUACGCUCCGUUUUUGCUCAGAGCUCUGUGAACCUCUGUGUUACAGUGAUGUAGUCCUGAUGACCCCCUAGGAUGGUCUGGAAUAUGCCCCCUAACCCCCCCCCCCCCCCCCCCCCCGCUCUGCUGCCUCCCUCCCCUGAAAGCCUUUACUCUAUGGUAGUGUGGAGAGCUUCAUUCAAUAACACUUAAUAAAAUAACACUGGGUGCUUUUCAGAGCCAUUUCAGCUUCAGAAACAAAUAGUUGCAGCAAAUCAUGAAGUAAAUCUAUGAUUAAGAGGACCAGACACCAGCAGUUGUACCCCGGGUCAUGUGAUUGAUUAAAAACCACAUGCAGUGAUUGAUGUCAUCCAAAAAUCUCUCGCUGAUUUAGAGAUAAAAAAAGGUUUUUUUUCCCUCUGGAGCCAAAUGCUUUGGAAUGUAUCCUACAUAUGUGUGUAUAUGAAUAUAAAUAUAUUUAUAUUUAUAUUUUAUGAAUAUAUGUCUAAGAUUUUUUCUGCUGUAAACUACUGUUCUCACGUAAUAUUUUGACUUGAAAUUUUGGGCUUGUUUCUGAUUGGGUCGUUUGUUGUUUCCACGCUCUUGUGCUCCAGCUGAAGUGAUCUGAUAUUUUUCAAGUUAACAAAACAAAACAAAACAAAAAAAAAAUGGAUAAUAAAAUCAGGUAUGAGUUUAA